Molecule: messenger RNA, 19026 nt
Organism: Lymnaea stagnalis (great pond snail)
Lineage: Eukaryota; Metazoa; Mollusca; Gastropoda; Lymnaeidae
Source: the annotation of a GenBank genome assembly
UCAAUAUUACUGCUUUUCUAAACCGAAAAGCUCCAUUCGUGAUGAAAAAAUGAUUUUGCUUUUUUGUUACCUUUGUGCGAAAUAAACACAUUCACCAUGUAUGCAGCCCACGCUGAACAAAAGAGAAGGGAAGCAUCUCGAUUAAAUCUUAAUGAAUGUCUGGCGCUUGUUGAAAAAUCCACAUCAGAUAGCGAACGAUUUUCAGUUUUACUUGAGGUCAGUGACUGUUUUAAUUAGGAAGUCUACACCGACUAGUUACCAAUAUAAAUAAACAUUGUGAGUGAAACUUCAACUUCACCCGUUUUACCCUCUCCAAAAUAAUGCCGUAACCAGUGUAAACAAAACAAUAAAAUCGAUAUAUUAUAUUUAAUUAUUUACCAAUAUUUUAUUCAUUACCUAUAAGCAUAACCUGCUUUAUGUCAUGACAUGAGUAGGUACUACACUAAAAAUUUCAAAGUUGUUAUAUAUUAAUUAAACUUAUAUCAUUAGAAAGGACUCAGUAUUUCCUUUCCAUUGAUACCUAUUUUAUCUUUCUAUCUUAAGUAGAACAAAAGUUAUCGCAUUUUUAGUGUCAGAAUUUUUCCUUAUAUAGCCUUAGUAAAUAUUUUCCAAAAUUCUGUGACCGAAAAAAGACAUCUUUGACACUCAAAAUGCGAUAACUUUUUAUUCAGCAAAGUUAAAGCUUUGAAACUUGCAACGCAUUUCAAUUAAGUUUUUGGCUUUAAUAAUAAAUCAUUGUUAUGCAAAUAAUACAAUAAACAUAUUAAUGUGUGCGAUUUGACGAACAGAGGGUACGUAAAUUUCAUUAAAAACAUAGCGCCCGUUCUCAAUACUCAAAAUGCCAUAACUAUUUUCCCUGUAAAGUUAAAGCCUUCAAAUUGUCAGAAUAUUUUAAGUAGGUAUUGGGCUUGUAUAAUUAGGCAUUUUCAUAUUAAUAUUUUGACUAAUGUAUUAAUGCGCGGGAUUUGAACAACAGCAGGUAAGUAAAUUUCAUUACAGAUGGAGCGCCCGUUCUCAAUACUCAAAAUGGCUUAACUAUUUUACCUGCAAAGUUAAAGCCUUCAAAUUUUCAGCAUAGUUUCAUUAGGCAUUGGGCUUUUAUAAUAAGCCAUUUAAAUAUUAAUAUAUCAAUAAAUGAAUUAAAUCAGUGGCAUUUGAGCAACAGAGAGUGAGUAGAUUUAAUUCUAAAAUUUAGCCUGUUUGUGCAUUAAAAAUACAAAUUGCAUAAAUGUUACCAAUUCCACCUAUUGUGUUAAUGCACACAAUCAUCUAGUAAAUUAAUAUUAAUUCUGUGAAUAAUUCCACAGAAAAGAUUUAUAAAAUAAUGUAUUAUAAUGGAUAAAUAGCAUUGAAAAAAUGCUGAUCACAUAUAUCAAAAUCCAAUCAUCCAUGAUCCAAUCCAUGAAAUUGAUAUCCAAGUAGCCAUGCUAUUUGAAAUCCACAGUACAAAUGAUGAUCACUUAAUAUUAUUUUAGUACUUCUAUUGUCUAUAGUUCAUUGAAAGGCUGAAUAAAAGAGAUAUAUUUUCUUUCAUAGAAAGAUGAUGGUCACAAGUUAUGUGUUGGCCGAGUCCAAUUUGUAACAGUUAUUGGUAAUGAUUCAGUUUAUGACACAGAUGAAUGGAGUCCCGAGUGUAGAUACCAUUGGUAAUGAAUGGUUUUCCGCAAUGGUUUACUUUAUGUCAAUAUUGUUGCUUCCACCCAUCAUGAUGAUAAAUAGGAGUCCUGAGUGUAUAAAUUGCCAUAUAAAUGCGGUAGUUGGUGAAAAAUAUCAAUAGCUGUUAAGAUAAUGCUCUGGUGGAUUGUCCAGUUGGACAUGCAGUCACAACUGAUAGGUUUUUGUUAAAACAGGAAAGACUGGUACAACAAUUUAAGUGAAAUUGUACGUGCAGACACAUUUUGGUAUUAGAAGCCAAUAUUCCAAAGACGUAUCUAGAGAUGUUUUGCUGAAGCAACACUUGGCACAGCUGGGAAGUCAAUACCUCUAAGCAGAAGAGGCAUUAUUUCCGCUUCAUCGCAACACAAACUCCUUGUAAUUCAAUGUGGUCUAGUAGUCCAGACAAACUGAAAUAGAGAUUGAAAAUCGAUUUAAUUAAACACAAAAUAAGCAAUUUAACAUAAGGUACCUUAUUUAAUAUAUAUAUGUCUUUAAUUUAAGAUUGUGUAAUUCAGUAGUUUAAUAAUGUUGUAAUUAAAUUAUUCAUUAAUUAAGACAAUGGUUAUUUUACUUAUGCUGUAUAUCCAGUAUGUAUAGAUAUUAUACUGUGAUGUUCUAACAUUACUUUUAUUCAGAUUAAGUCAAGUAGUUUGUAUUUCAUAUCCAUUAAUCAUUAAGUCAUUAAGGAGCUUUAACAGAUAUAAAUUUACUUAUGUAAAAAAGUCUGGUAGUCUUGAUGAGUCCUCAAGACAGCUCGUCUAUCAAUUGGCUGCAAUGGCUGAAAAAGGCUGUGUAUUUAAAAGAAAGAAAAUGCUGAGGAAUUUAAGAAAUUUUAACAACAUUUUUCAUAUACAAAGUAAAGAUUGGGCGAAGUCUGAAAAGUCAAAUAUAAUAGCUUUGAGCUAAAGUGGUAGAGUUUAGAGGCAAGAAAGGAAUAUACAUUUUUAAAAAAAAUAGGGUAUACAAAAGGAAAAUGAAAAAAAAGAGAGAUAGGUUAUUUAGAAUACAAAGGUAAAUAAAAUAAUGAAAUUUAAUCGAAAUAGGUGAUGACAUUUAGUAUUUAGUUUAGUAGCUGCUGAGCCUAUUACUACAACAACUAUUCAUUGUUUACCGUAUCUAAUCUGGGUUUAAGAUAAAUUAUAUCAGUAAGGGCAUUAUUUAAUUUCCAAUUAUAUAAUUCACUGUUGUGAAGUUUGAUAAUUAUUACAAUUACAACAUAUAUUUAAAUAAUUCAAGUUGAUAUAUCAUAUAGUUUUGACAUGGUUAUCACGGAUGUAAAUUUUAUUAUUUUACAAAAUGAAAUUUCAUAAAUAUUUAUAAAUUUGUUUUCAUUCAUGAAAUAAAAACGAGUUUAAUAAUAAAAAUGAACUGGAUUGCUUUUAAAAACAAUAGAUUUAUAAAGAUUUGUAAAUACUUCUUAUGCAAUAAGAAUAAUAAUAACAGAGAAUGGUUAUCACUUCCGGUGCAUUUGGCCUUAUCGAUAACUGGUCAGGAGCUAUUGCUCAAAUUUACGCCCGAACGCCCUGUUUAUACAAUUUACGGCCUAUCUAAAUGUCAAUAUGUUUCUUGUUUCAAUUAGUUAAAUCACUUUAACAUUCAAUACAAAAGGAAUUGAUUGCAAUACGAUAAUGGUUUCCGAAAUAUAGCGCUAGCAAAAUUACCUGUUUUCCCAACGAAAGAUAUCUGCCAAAAGCCCUGUCAGUCCGGUGAAAAAGUUCAUUUUGUAAUGAUCGUCCUCCUCGUGGGCACAAAAUAGACUAUAGGAAGUUCAUUGUCUCUCCCUUACAUAGACAAAGAAACGAAAUCUAAACAUGACCCUGUGACCUACCGGCAUUGACCGGUCGCCGGUUAAUGGUCUGUUUCUCGCAUCCGAAAAAUCGACCGGCGCGCGCAGCUUAGUGAAGUGCCUAACAUGAGUAAGAGUAAGAUGAUAGACUCUGAUUCUGAUAGUUAAAGUUAAAGUCAAAGUCCUCUGCCUCUAGCCUCUACUUAAACUUAAAGUCAAAAGUAUAAGUUAAGUCAGUAUCAAUAUGACUUAAACUUAAAUUAUACAGUCAUGUGCUCAAGAAAUAUUAUUCUUUUCCCAAUCCGCCCAAGCCCAAUCUAUAAUUUUAAGUUUUAAGGCAAGGCAUAUUUAAUUUUAAAAUCUGAAAAUAUAAAUAAUACUAUACUAUUUAUAUUAUACUCGUAUUAAUGUUAAUUUUAUUUAAUUUAUAAAAAUGCUGAGACCCUAGCCCUAGGCCUAGGUCAAUGACAAUUUCUCUAACUCUAUGCCCUAUGCCUAUGAACUAUGAAUCAUGUAAUUCAAAAAUUAAAACUUAAACUUAAAAAAAGAGCUAGUUAAGACAGUUAAGUUUCGCUAAGUAUGACAAGGAGCAAGUAAAAUCAAUGUUGUAAUACAAAAAAAAACUUCAAAAUGCCUACAAUUUACUACAUUCUAAUUUGCAAUGACAAAAUUAAAGUACUAAAAGCCAAUCUAAUGUUAUUUUUAUCAAGGCCUAUCAUCUAUGUUGAUGUGGAUACCUAGAGUCUAUACUAAAAUAUUUUAAAUAGCCUAGGUCUAGACUAGUAUUUUUAAAACAAAUCAAUAAAAAAUUAGACUUAGACUGACAUAUUUGCUGCCUUAUCAUUUAUAUCAACUCAAUCACACUAAUAAAAUUAUUAGGCCUACCAUAAUGGCCUUCAUUAAAUUGCACUUGGCAUUUCAAAGAACAAAUGGCACAAUGGACAAUAUGUUAUAAGUUAUUCUUCAUUAAAUUUUAUUAGGUACCAAUCUCUUGGCAAUGGGUAGUGUAGCAAAGCCAAAUUAUGGGUUAUUGAUGAAACUCCCAUUCUUUUUACCUUAAUGUAACAUUUUUUAAAAAUGUUUCAGCGCUAACUGGAAUUCACUGAAUUUAGUAUAUGUAUGGAUUAUUUUUUACAUAAAAAAAUUGGAGUUCAGACUUUUUAGAAAGUUGUUCAACUGUGUGUGGACCUCAGUCAGGUCAAGAGGAAAUGACUUAAAAUAUUUUCGAGUAAGUUUUCUCUUAAAUUAAUAAUUGCUAUCUUUACAGUAUCGCACAACUUUUGUUGAUUUUUAGUAUUCUUCAUACACCAAAAAAUCAGAUUACACAGCAUGUGAGAGAGAAUAGUUUCACAGAAGAAGAUCGCAGAAUUGUUCUUCAAGCAUUUGGCGUUCACUUUCUCACAAGAUUAAUAAUAACAAGUAGGUCAUAAAAUUAUGUAUAUCAUUUUUCCUAAAUCUUAAAUAUGAAAUUUAAGAAUAAAUGCAAUGCUUUUGGUUUUACUUCUUUUGAAGAGCAUUUAGCUUCUUAUUGUAGAAAAAAAAUAUGUAAUAAUGGCAAUCAUUCAUCCCACGUUUGCCUUUUUAUAUGCAUUAUGUUAAUGAGCUAGUGAUUGAUGUUUUUAGAAAUGAGUAGUUGGAGGACAGCUUUUUAAGAUUCCAAAAGAUUUAAUUAUGUACAUAUAAUUUUACUACCUAAGGCUUUUAACAACAUCACAAAUUAUAUCUCUGCUGUUUUCUCAUAGAAUUUUACCUGUUUCAGGAGUGGUGCAAUGAAAUUUACAAUCCUUUGCACCAGUUCCUCAGUCUUGGAUCUAAAUUUGCACAUGUUUUAUCAUGUUAUUCUGUUUUCUUCAUUUAAGCAUCAGGUCCAGAGUGUUCACCUCUUCUAUAUAAGUCUAUAGCUCUUAGUCUGUUUUCAGCACUGUCAAUUGAUCAAUAUGUGGUAAGACUGUUACCUCAGUUUAUUUGUUUUUGUGAACUCUUUUCAAAAUAUUGGAAGAUGGCAAAUGUAUUUUUAUUUGAAGUUUUUAAAAUGGUUACCACUAUAUUAAUUUAUUUUUUUUUUAAAAAUAUUUUGUUAAAAGAAUCAAAGUUCUUGGCUCAUUGUGUAAAUAUAAAUGUUUAUUUCAGCAAACACAGCCCCAGGUUAAAGACUUGUUAUGGGUUGUUAAUUCAGCCAUUGAGACUAAUAGCAAGUAAGUCCAAUUCUUUUCUAUUAGUCACUCUAAUAGGAUUAAGAUUGGAAUUCAAUGGUUACCUUUCUGGCAAACUAGAAGAUUUGGAUUUUUCAGACUAUCUUACACUACUUUCCCAUAUCUUCAUUCAAAUGCAAAACAAAACAUCAAAGCUCAGCCAGAGAGCUAAACAGAUAAGAAUAAAUAUCAGUGUGAAUAAAACCCAAAGUCCUCAAGAUUAACACCAGCAUUUUAAAGCAGCCGUCCAAUAUACAUAGGAGCAAUGCCACUUGAGAAAUUAGAGCCAUUCACUUACCAUGAAGGCAUCAUUAAUAAGGAGGAUGGCACCAAUGAAGACAUCAGAACAAGAAUACAGAAAGUCAAGGGAGAAUUCAACAAUGAAUAAUAGAUGUUCAAAUGUUCUAAGAUAUAAUUCAAAUGUUAAAUCUAUGCUUCUCUAUGGGGUGUCAAACAUGGUGGCACAAUGAGUUAGUAAGGGUCAGUAAUCACAAAUCUUUUGUUGUAAAUUAAAUUUUCAUGUCACUUUUUUGUAAGUGUAGCUAAUGUAUGCUAGAUCAAAUAUUUUCUUGUCCUACUUAGAAAUAUGUUGAUUAAAGAAAGAUGUUUGCACCUUAUACCAGAUAAAUUGAUUGUGUGUAUCCAUUAUCAAAAGUUCAAAUGACACGUUUUAAUAAACUUGUGGAUCUCAAAAAUUCAUUUACAAAUAUUGAUGUCAUUCUCCCUCUGUCUUUUUAAUGUAUUUGUUAGUCUGUAUUGAUAUCACUUCACUGUUAUAAAUAUAAUUCACAUCAUAUAACGUAAUAUAAUAUAUAAUUCAAUAUUUUCCUCUGGUAUAGAAAUUAUGUAACAUCUCUUUCCAGCUUCAAACAAGUUCAAUUAUUAAAUACAAAUGAGUUCUACAAAAGCAUUUGUAAAGAUUGUGAGGAAAUAGUGUUAAAUCUAGCCCAAAAUCCCACUUCCAUUGAAUACCUUUUAGAAUGUGGGACAGCAAACAUUCUACUGAACUAUGUGACUUCGGCUGACUGUAAGUAACAUCUUGUACACAUCUAUAGAAAAUAUGCUUGGAGUAUUUUUAUCAACUGUUAAAAGUUAGAAGUUAUCUCAGCAUUGAUGAAUCAUAUUAUUUUAAUUUAAUGGCAUAAUUUAUAAAAAAAAAUUAUUGUAUUUUAUUCAGAAUUCUGAUUUAUUGAUAAAUAUUUUGAUUAAUACUUCAGCCAUUUGUAAACAAAAGUAAUACUUUCAGAUUUUCCUUUCAAUUUAUGUUUUAAUAGAAUUGUGUUCUUAAUAUUAUCUUAUCAAUACAAACUGUGCUUUCUAAUUCAGGUCAAAACAGUACCACUGUUCUCACUUGUCUGAGCCUUAUAGUGAAAAAUAAAGGGGAUGGGAUUUUUGUCAACAAUCCAGAACUGUUUCACAACUUGAUGGAUCUGACAGUUGAUAGACUUGGUCAGGGUUCUGUAAGUUGUUGUUAAAUUGUUUACACAGCUUGAACACAAUCCUUCAUAUACUGUACUUUAAACUUUUCACCCGUUGUUGGAAACUUAGAAAAAAAACUAUUAUUUCAUUUUGUCUCUGCUAACAUUUCAACUAUUUCUCAUCUUCAUUUCCUCAUUUUUUUCCCCCUCUAUUUUUUAAAUAUUAAAUUGAUUAUAAAAAAUUGUUAAAUGAAACUCAUUGAAUGAAUUUUAGAUUUGUAACCAGUAAUGUUAUACUAAAAAAAAAAAAAGAGGAUAAAAAGUUACAAAAUUGAGAUAUUAUUGUAUGUGAAUUUUAAUAAAAACAUUUAUUAUUUACUGUUCAAUUAAUUUUGCAAAACUUCAAGGUGACAAUCUUGUUAAAGACCCACUCAAGUUCACUUCACUAGACAUAGAUUUAUAAGAAAUAUCACCAUCCUUACCUGAAACAAAAGUUUUUUGUUAAAUAUAAAAGAUAAGAAAUGCGAAAUGCAUAGAUUACAAAUUCAAUUAAUUACGAAACUUGUCUUUAACUAUUACAUCAAAGCACUGGGCAUUGCUUGGUGAUUGAUGUCAGUAUUUGAGUAAGUGCUGCUUGGAUAAUACAGUUGUAUGGAUAAGUUUGUACAUGAAAAAAGCUCAAAUGAAAAAUAAAACUCGUAUAAAUUAAUUAUUUUUUUAAAAUGUGCUCUACUCUUGACAGGAUUUGAGGGAAAAAACUGAGUGUGCUAAUAUUCUAACAUCUUUUCUCAAUGGAACUUCUAAUGUAAGUACCUGGUGAUAACAAAGAGGGUGAGCUAGUACCAAGAAUGUAAUGAAACCAAUGAUAUUUUUAAAAUCAAAAAGAGCUAAUUAUGAGAAGUUUUCAUCCAUCCUUGUUUCACCACAGACCAUCUAGGCUAUGGCCUGCCUCACAACUCAGACCUAACUGGGGCUUUUCUUUUCUAUGCUUGGAUUCCCAGCUGCUGCAGAUAUUUUCCACAUCAUCCUUCCAUCUAUGCCUAGGUCUGCUUUUGAUCCAUUUUCCUCUGGGGUUUUGGUGUUGCUCAAUCUUUCCUGCUCUGUCAUUCAGCAUUCUUUCUAAGUGUCCUUUUUUAUUUCUGCUACUAGAAAUCAUUUUGGAACCUUAAAAUCCUGAUAAAGUCUAUACAAUUCCUGGUUGGUUCAUUUUCUCCAUGGAUAUUCAUAGUUUGUUGAUCAGGAGAACCUUUCUCUCCCAUGUGUUUAACAAUUUUUCUGCCAUUUUUGUUUGGGUCCAAGUUUCACUAGCGUAUGUUACAACUGGUCUGAUUACAGUUUUAUAUAUUGUUUUCUUUUUUGUUUUUUUAAAAUGUUUUUACUUUUGAGUAUUUGGUAACUAUUGAAAUAUGCCCUGUUUCCGGCAGAUAUUCUUUCUAUUAUUUCUGUUAGUAAUUCAUUUCUUUCAUUUAUUAAGGAUACUAGGUAUUUGAAUUGAUUUACUUUCUCAAAAGUGUGUUUUUCAAUUUUAAUGGUUUCAUCUGCCAGUUCUUCUCUUAACUUAAUCAUGUAUUUUGUUUUUUUGGUUGUUAACUUCCAGCCCUGCUUGUAGGGAUGCGUCUUCUAAUUUAAAAAAAUCUUUUGAUAUGUCUUUACCACUUUUCCCAAAUGGUGUUAUGUCAUCAGCAUCUGCAAGUUACUGAAGGUUUUGGUUGUAAAGAGCGCCUUUUUGUUGUGGGUCUUGGGGUAUCCCUCAGAAAGUAUCCUGUGAUUUUCCCUCGGGUGACAAUAUGAACACUUCUUAAAACUCUCUCUUGUGUUAGGUUUUAUAUCAAACAAGACAAUGAGUCUCCUGUCUUAGGCCUUGGCUAAUCUGAAAUUUUCUUGAAUAUUCACCCUGAACCUUGAUUUUUCUUUUUGAGUUGUUUAAUAUGAUUAUGUGAUGUUUUGAUUGCAAUAAAGAUCAAGUAGAUUAAAGACACAAACAAAUUAGUGGAGUCAACAGUAUAAUUAAUGAGGUUUUCAUUUAAUGACAAAAAUAAAAUUAAAACAAAAAUCUCAUCAACUUAAAUUAGUCAUUGCACAUAUACCCUACCUAUUGAAUAAGAAGUAAUGGAAUGAAAGGAAAAAAGGUUGUAAAAAAGUCACUUACAAUAACAUAUAAGAAAAGAAAUACCAUUACCUUGUCUUUAAUUUUAUAUUCAUCAGGAUUAACUAAGUCAUCUCAAAAUAAAUAUAUUGAUUGUUAUUAAAUUAGUAGAGCGAAAAGGUGAAUGUCAACAAAGCACAGAUUAAAUCCCUUCAUUUUACCUCAAAGGCAAUAUAGUUUAUUUCUUUAUCUCCAUCUACUUUGUUCCUAGUCCAUUACCUAACCAUGUCGAGGGUAUGUAAUAUUUGUUCUAUGAAAUAGAUCAGAGGCAUUGAAUGUGGUUAUAAUUUACUACUAAUGUAUAAUCUUUUUCUAGAUUGUUGUUUCUACACAACUUGACUGGGUUGUCAAGUUACUGAAAAUCUUGAAGAAGUUUAUUACAUUGAAGCUGAGUAAGUAAACUUUAGUGAUAUUGCUUGGUUAGUGUGUGUGCUUUGAUACGGUGUGUGUAAUUUUAUGUUUAUAAAACCAAAGAUGAACUAAUUUCUGGUUGUCAUUGUUGCUGUUCCAUUAAAACUUUUAAAAAAUGUCAUGAUGAAUGUAGGUGAACUUUAUUAUGUAUUGUGCCAAUUGGAUUUUUGUUUUCAUUGUAUUUUUUAAAAGAAUAAUAAUAAUUAAGAGAGAAUAUACAAUAUAAUAAUUAAUGAACUCUAUACAUAUCUACAAACAUUGUAGAAAAUUUUUGACAAGACUAAAAUUAAUACCAUAAUAUUUAUUGGCAUUUAAAACUAUUACUGUAAUCUAUUAAAAAAAUUAAUAUAUAAUGGCUAGCUUAUCAGAAUAAAUUAUGAACAUGUGACUUACAUUCCAGUUUGUAUGUUUGAAACCAACUUUCAGGUCCUGAUGACAGCGACACUGUUUUGUUUCUCGUGUGUGCACUUGUCAGUGCGGUGGGUGGAGAGGUCUUGAACCCCCAGCUCGUGGGAGAUGCCACUUUUCUCAAAGCUGUUGUUGCCAGGUUGUCUGUGGAGGUGUACAUGCUCUUAGACUGUAUUGACGUUAAUAGCGUGAGUGUUUGGGGGUUGCUUGGAGGCUUGUCAUCCUUGCUGCCAUAAAAAAUGACAUGAAUGAACAAUGAUUGCUUUAAUGUUGCCAAUCUGAAAAUUUAGUAAAGUCCUAUCAUCAGAUGCAACCCAAUAGAUUUUUAACUUAAUUUGAAAAAUCAAAACUUAGUUUUCAAAAUUCCCACAGCACUCAACUAUUUUAUUGUAUAUUAUUUGUGUGUGUCAAAUAUUUUGUAGACUAAUCUGUUUUAGAAGGUCAAAAAAGAUUUUUGUAGAAAGUUUUAAGCCCUGUCUAUAGAACAGACGUAUCCAUUCUUGAAACGUUCAUCAAUGUGUUUGUUUUAUAUACCCUGUUUUGGGUGCUAUUUUGAUGGGAUGAAAUCAAAGCAUCGUCGUCUCAACAGGCGUUUGAGCGCUACAUAAAGUUAGACAAGGUGAACAAGCUGCUUUGUGAUGUCAUCCACUACCUGGCUGAGUUUGGUGACUCCAUGGACACAGACUCCAUCAUCGCCGUCUACAGGAAGUUGGUGGAGACCAGCGAAACAAUCAUGGAGUUUCUGUGCAGUGUCUGGAGUCAGGAAGUUGAGCUGGUAAAUCUAAUUGUGUGCUAGGCUCCUAAUGUCUCAUGGAGAUGUAAAAAAGCUAGGACUUGGGGGUGCAAUGUUAAUAUGGAGUUAAUAUGGGCUAUAAAUAAUUUUGAGGAAACAACUCUUUUAUACAGUAAAGUAAAUAGAUUUUGAUUAAGUUUAUGAUGGAAGUGAACUGAAUUUAUCACACACAAAAGUUUUUUCUCCUACCUGUCUCAGUAAUUCAUAAAUGUUUUAAGAAAUAAUUUUUUCCCCACACCCAACACAUAUUUUAGUGUUAUCCACAUCACAGAAACCUAUGAUAUACUACGGAAUACUAUUUAUUUAUUUUCUGGUUCAAUUGCAGCACCAAAAUUUUAAGAAGACAUUAAAAGGACACUAUUGAAAUUGUGUUAAUUUUUUUUCAGCCCAAAAACCACAGUGUUGUCCUCAUUUGUGUGAGAACCUUGGCAGCAAUGUUGUCUGAGAUCACAGAAGAGCCAACAGCAAAAUUAUUAGAGCUCCUUCCAUUUUUUAAUUUUCUAUGGUGAGUGAGCAUUAAUUACCCGGUACAUAAUUUAUGCAAAUAUUGUUCUUGUGGUAUUUAUUAUUGUUUUAAAUACAGGUGAAAGGGAAACCUUGUAUGUAAAAUUUGUAAUUUUAUUAUUUUUUAAACAAAUGAAUUUUUCUGCACAUUAAAUUUCAUGAAGGUCAAGUUGUCUGUAUUAUCUUUCACCAGUCAAAAUGUAGAGUACACUGAGGAUGUAGUCAUGGAAGUAAAGAAUGCAACUCUGGCAGCAUUAGAAAAUAUCAAGUUAAUGGGUAUCUCAACCAUUCCUGAAGAAAAGGGAGAUGACCUGCCGCCAUUAUUAACUUCUAAAAAUGUGCAGUCAUCAGCCCCCCACCAAUGUACAACAGAAAACAUUACAGGUUCCAACAUUAAUAUAAACAACACCUCUGAAAUACCUUACAAAGACAGUGCAACUAUGCCAGACAGAAAGGACACAACAGAUAUUACAGAUCCUCUCAGACAGACUGACACCAACAAUGUGGAAUCAUGGAAAAAUAACUCAUUGCAAGAUGAUGCAACAUAUAAGGGCCACCAAAGCAUGUCUAUGGACCAGAGUGAAAACUCUCACCAGGAGACAGCUCAUACCAGCCGUGACCCCAUCAAGACAUCAGUCAAUGGUAAUGUGCAGCUCACAGCUACAGAUAUAGAGGAUUUCGUUGCUUACCAGGAAGCUGUAUCAGAAGCAAGGUCCAAACCCCCACCUUUUAUCUCCAGGAAAGUCUCCUUCUCGGCCAAGGCCAAAAAGAAAGUAGUUGAGGACCCUGAGUCGGAAGAAGACCAAUCUUUCUACUGGAAGCCCUUGCCAGAUGAUGUUUUGGGGUACCUGCUGCCUGCGUAUGGGUUCCUGCUCAGCAGCCAGGAAGCUCUGGAGGUCAUGGUGAGAAGCGAUUCAUUCCAAAGUAUUAUAAGCUUUUUGGAGAGAUCCUUGUCGCAGUUGUUGGAGAGCAAGAGUACGACUUGCCCAGAGGUGAGCUAAAUUGCUGUCACUAACACAGAUGGUGUAAAAUAAUUAUGUGUUUUUUCUAACCUAUUAUUUUAAUAAAAUAAAUUAUUUGUUUUUUCUAACCUAUAUUUUUUAUUGUAACCAUUAUUUGGCCUAUCUGAUGAAGUUAAUUGACUUUUGUGCAUGAAAGCGCAUUCCUCAUCAUAACCACAAAGAUGUUAAAUUUCUCAUGACAAUCAGUAUUGGGGGGGGUUGCAGUGAAUUACUGCCCCACCCAGAGCAUAAUUUCAUGAAAUGGAUUAUUACUAAGUCUAUAUGACCAUUGCUAUUGACUCUGUAACAUGAGUUGAUUAAAUACUUGAUACAUCUUAAAGGUGCAGAACCUCCAUAAUCUUUCCAACUUUUUCUCUGAUUCCUGCCCUUCCUAUUUAACUGAAAUACUUUCUGUAUAUUCCCCUCUUCGACAGCUUCACUCCUCCGCAGAUACACAUAUUCUGUCCAUUCCCAAGACAUGCACUAAAACAUAUGGUCGAGGGAGUUUUCUCUUUCUGUGCCCCCAAACAAUUGAAUUCUCUCGCACUACACAUCCGCAAUAUACUGACCACUCAGGCCUUCAAAAUUGCACUCAAAACACAUCUCUUUAAACUCUUCUACCCCAAAUGAUUCCCCCCUCUGACCGAUAAAUGAUGCUGCCGUCCAUGGCUGGGGUGAGUGGGGGAAUAUACACUUGUUUUUGUUUUGUUGUCAUGCAACUGUUUUUUAAUUAAAUAAAUGUAUGUUAUUUUUUAAAGUCACGAUUAUGUUUGCUAAAAUGUUUUUGUACAGCGUGGUGAGCCCAGCCCUAGGCUGGGGUACCGCGCUUUAUAUGACCACUAAUAAUAGUAAUGAUAAUAAUAAUUUUUGACUGUUCUUUUGUGGCAUUUGUAAUUAUUGUUUUAAGAGUAACAAGAGUUAUUUAUGAACCUAUCAUCUUCCUCUUCUGCGUGCUUCUACCUGGGGGAGCAUCACAAAUGGGUAAAUUUGGUCUCUGCCGCAAGGUGUAAGGCCUGCUGAAGGUUCAUGCUGUCCUUAGCACAGCCAAUGUGGUCUUCUUAUUGAAUAAUCCUAUUUAAUGCAAGUUUAUUAAAAGUAAUUAAUUAAGCUGGAGCAUUUAAACCUUAAUUAUAGUGCACUCAUGUUAAUGCUGGUGGCCAAUGGUCAACGCAAUGCAUAAAGGAAUGAACUGACCAAUGUUUCAGAGCAUGACGAUCAAUGCCUUGAAUGUGAUAGAGCAGGUGUACACCAACUCUCCAAUCACCGCUGCCAACCUCCAGUGUUUCCAGAGUCUGUUUGAGAUCUCAGUCCUUUCAGUGCCCAACCUGUGUAAGUUAUUCAAAGUUGUAGUCUACUAGUUUCUUUUAGUGAAUUUCUAGCCCAGUAUAAUGAAAGGAAUGUAUCAGUAGAAAUAUUUCACUCUUGUCUUUGUAGAAUAUCAAAUUGUAUUCCAAAGGGGGUAUUUACAGAUUGCCUUUGUUCAAAUUGAUUCACUAUAAGUAAGUGGUUUUCAACCAAUUGGUUUGAAAAAGGUUCACAUGUUGAAAUAUAAAAAAAUAUUUUAUUAAAUGCUAAAAAAAUUUUUUUUUGGCAUAAUACCUACAAAGUUAGCUGCUACAUUAUCUAAUUCAUCAAAUCUUAAAUACUAACAUAAUAAUAAUACAUUUCCUCAGCAAAACAGUUGGUAGAUUUUAGUCCUUGAUUGGUGUCUUGGAGAAUGUUUGUAAUUUAAUUUUGUGUCUCAAGUAAAAAAAAUAAUGAAAAUCACUGCAAGACAUUAAAAACAUACUUAGUGAAUGAAGGGAAACAAUUAAUUAGCAAAACACUUUAAUAAAUAGAGCAGCCAUUUUGUAAAACAUUGUUAUUCAUAUUUUAUCUUUAUGUGAAUUAUGCAAGGAUAAAUUUAAGAAAAUAUUUUUGUUUUGGUCUCUGUCAGUGACUCUGCCACACCCCCCUCCUCUUGUGUGCCUCAAACUAAUUGAGGUUUGCCUUGUAGCCUAUCGUUUACAGACCAGGGAAAAUAAAAGUAAGCUUUGUAAAGUGUCAGUCAUGAUGAUAUUUUAAAAAAAAUGUUUCAUAAAUUUAAUGUAUCUCAUAUUUAUACAUUUAUCUCUUAGUAUUUAUAUUUAAGUGAACAGAAAUAAAAUGAAGGAUACAAUAUGAAUUCAGUAAUUUGAGUGAAUAAAAACAGAUGUGUGUUAACAUGUAGCACAAUUCUUUUUCUUUGCAUCAAAAUAAAAUACAUAUAUGACAACACUUCCAAUACUUUUUGUGUAAAAAUUGACUUGUAAAUUCUGUCAUCCCCUUGUAGGAAAUUCUUCCCUUCAGAGACUUAAGCAUUCCAGGUUUCGAUUGUUUAAAGCUGUUGUUGAGUACCUGAGUACAUUUUAUGAAUUCCGCCAAAGCAGUAAAAGAGCUUCUAUGAUUUCUAUAAGGAAGGAAGUGAGAGAUAUUUGGCCCCUGUCUGAAGAGUUUUGGGGUGGCUGCAUUGCAGGUAGAGGACCCAUGUGGUUGUUAGGUUUUUUUUUUAAUCAUCUUAAAAAUUCACCUUUAAAAGUGUGUCUUUUAUGUAUAUUUUUCCACACCCACAGUUCUAGUGAGAAAAUAUUCAUUUAUAUUGUACUUCUCAGUUUCUUAAAGAAAAUUGGCAUCUGUUUACAAGGUUAAAAAAAUCAUUUAUAAUUGUCCAUCCAAUAUAGGGUUGUGUACACUGAUCAGAUGUGUAGAAGAAGUACAAGAUGUACUGGUCAGUUCUCUCCUCAUUCCAGAUUUCUUGGCUUUUCUCCAGACUGUUGAAGGUAACACAUUAUCUCCACAUUACCAAUUACCAAUAGAUUAGAUACAAGAUGUGCUAUCCCCACAUUGAUGAUGGAUAUGAUACAAAUAUUUAAAUAAAACCUAUUACAUACAUAAGUUGACCUUCGAAGCCAGAGAUCUAUCUCAAAUUCUCUAAACGCAUAUGACUGAUUUUUUUUUCUCAAUCAGGCAUUUUUCAAAAAAAAUUAAUAAGAUCAAGGGCUUCCCCCAUGUUUUGUAAAAAUAUUUUUUUUAAAAACUGCAUGAGUUGAAAAUUAUCUUAUGUUUUGUGUUAAUGAUGUAACCAAAUGUUUUAAAAGUUUGUUUUUAAGUCAUUCAGCUUUUAGUGUCUCCUGUCAAAUUUAAUGAACCUGACCAUACUGUUACAUUUACAUUGAUGAUUGUUGUCUGUCUGCUCUUUGUGUUUCAGUGCACCAUGCCAUAAUGCAUUUUUCAGAUUUCUUUGACAAUACCAAAAUAAUAAAAUGAAAGAUGUUUUAUUUGUUAUUAAAGUGAAAUCGUGUAAAAUUGUUUUCCUAUUGCUACUGUUUUCAGGCCUUUGCAGUUGACAUGACACAUUUUUAAUUUCACAAAUUGAUUUGGCCAGUAUGUUAAAUUUUAAUUUACUUUUCUAAAUAGAUAAAGACCUCAAUAACUGGCCAGAGAAUGUGCAGAAAAUUGCAGAGUCCUUGAUUACCCUGGCUGAAUGUGCUGCUGAAGGGUCAACAGAGCUGUGUGAGCUCAUUUGUCAAAACCAUGGAAAGAACAUUGCUAAGUAAGUAAAUUAAAACCUUGGGCUUGGUAAUGAGUUGGUAAAACAUAUGUUAGUCCCUCCACUUGUAAGUUCAUGACUUUUCCCCACACAUAGGAAUUAUAUCAGCUAAAAUUUAAUAUUUUAUUGAUUUGUCUUUUUACUCAAAUGUCAUAGUAUAAACGAAAAAAACAAAAUUAAUGUCAUUCCUUAAAUUCUGCAUUCAUGAAAUUGUUAAGGACUUGUAUGUGUUUUGUGAUUGGGUGCAGUUUGGAGAAUGUUUGGGUAGAUGUUUGGGAGAUAUUUUGCGUAAGGGGAAAUGACGUAUUAUUGUGUAAUGUGUUGUGGCUAGAAAGACUUUGAGAUUGUAUGCUUGUAAUUAGUUUUUGUAGUGUUGCGUUUGUUUUAAAUGUGAUUAAUUAUAGAUAUGUUUUUUGUUGACUUUGUACCGCGCUUCGAGCCUUUGGGGAUGAAGCGUGUUUUUGAAAUGAACUUUAUUAUUAUUAUUGUGGUUGAGUAUUGGCAGCAGUUGACAAUGUAGUUUAGUUGUGCCAUUAAUAAAGAUACUUUCUUCCAUAAAUUCAAUGGUUUGUGUAGUUACCAUAACCCCUAGACAAACGAAGCUAUCGAACCUGGUAAGAUUGGGUUCGUAACAGAAAUGAAAUUUUGAUUAAAAGUCUUUAAAAAAUGUAUUAUUAUUUUAUUGGGGACAACUACUAGUCAAUGCAGAAUGUGACUUAAAAUUUGUAACAUAAUAUUUAGGUAUCACCUACAGCAUCACUUAAAGAAAUCACAUAAAUUGUUCAGUUCCAGUGAAAUUUAAUCCUCCUUCUGUUUUGUCUAAUUGACAAAACAUCAAUAUUUCCUAAAAUGUGUUGUACCAAACAUCAAAUAUUUCUUUGUACCACAUAUCAAAUAUUUCUUUAAGUGUGCUGCUCAAAACAUCAAACAUUUAUUAAAGUGUGCAGUACCAAUGAGAAUUGAUCCUACUUCCAUAUUGUCAAAUAUUUCAUCAUAACUCUUUAAAGUUGACUCAACACCCCCCCCCCCCUCAAACCCACCAUCUCUAUUAAUAGUGAUCACCAGAUCAGAUGAGCUAAAACAUCAAACAAUUAAUAAAUUGUGCAGUACCAAUGAGAAUUGAUCCUACUUCCAAAUUAUCAAAAUUUUCAUCAUAACUCUUUAAAGUUGACCCAACACCCCCCCCCCCCUCAAACCCACCAUCUCUAUUAAUAGUGAUCACCAGAUCAGAUGAGCAAUGCUUCUUUCUGACAUUGAGCCUAAAAUACACCUGUGAUAAACUGUAUCAUUCAUUGCUGAAUAAUUCUUAAACUUAGAAAACUAAUCAGAGAAAUAGUGUUUCUUAUCUUGUUUUGCCUGUCACUGUUACUGUCUCAGAGAGUGGCCUCCACCUGCUACAUAUUUGUUUGCUGCUUUUCCUUUUUUUUUCUCUUCACAUGUCAAUGCCACAACCCUGUUUUGUUGUUCUCUAAAUCUUUGGCCCAGCUGCACAUUUUGAAUUUUAUCUUUCUCUUGCAGGAAAUUUUCUUUAAAGAAGCUGGAAAGAUGCCUGCUGAAACAUGAGGAACAGAAAAAGUAAAUACACCAAGAAGAUGCCAUUAACACCAAUAUUGAUAGAUCAGAGUUUUAGGAUGGCUGUCUAUAUCUCAACACUGCUGAUUGUUACUUAAUAUUUCUAGAUAGUUGCAAGUCUCAUGAAUAUUGGAAAUUCUAUGCAAACUGACAAAUGAAUUGCUACCUUUUUAUUUUCUUUAUCUUCAAAUAAUUCAAAUUUUUGUUUUCAAACUCAACGAUAGAUGGCAGCCCAGUCCUGCUUCACAAAAUUUGAUUGUUAUUUUUGCCCUUUUUUCCCCUGAACUAGUUUGGCUAAACUCUCUGACAAUCUGAUUAUGGUCCUCUUAUAAUUCUAAAUGUAUAUUUUUAAAGCUGUGUUUUGAUGCAGCACAUUAUUUAAAAACCUUGAUUAACUAGAUUCACAAAUUAAUAUGUCAAGAGGUGAGUUCAUUGCUGCCUGUGAAGUACUCUGACCUCUGACCUAUACAUUGAUUCCAAUGAAACUCUCUUAUCUAAAUCAUGAUCAGUUUUUUUUUUCCUUAUUUUUUUUUUAUUGAAGUUACCAUUUUGGGAUUUCCCCAGCUGUAAGAUCUGCUAACUUGUUACCAUUUUUGAAGCGGGCCAGUUAAUGGUUCAUCGAUUUUCACCAAAAUAACUGCAGUAUGUUUCAGUAUUAAAAUGUACAUUCAAUAUCCAAUUAUUGUGGGAGAUGACAUAUCUGUUUACUAAUGCUUCCCUACAAAACUAUUAACACUUCAACAAAAAAAAAAAGCUUCCACUAUUUUGGUUCUUGAAAGCCGCCUUGACAAUGUGGCUGUUUUCUUAUUAGUGGUGUCACUUUUUAUCAUUUUUAGCUGUGGAACUCUUGACUCUUAAUUUAAUGUGAAAGUGGAUUAGAAAUGAAAAAGUAAUUUAUUUUUCAUCAUUGUCAUGAAGUCUGCCAGGUUGGCUCUUUAUCUCUUUGUAAGUAAACUGAAGGAAAUGUUUAAAAAAAAAAAUAAUGAAAUGUUACUCAUUCUUUCACACAGUAGGUCCAAAUAUUAAACACAUUGGUGAGGUUCCCUUCACAGGUUAUGCUUUAAAACAUUUAAAUUUAGGAGUCCCGAGAUGUGUGGUUUGUACAUGCAUUGCAAAACAUGUUGUUGUAUCACAGUAGUGCUUGAAAGAGUUAUAAGAUUUGUUAUGGAUGAUAUUGAAAUGAAUUCAUGAAUGUUCACACAUUGUUUCCUUGUUGUUGAUGUCAUUCAUCUGCAGGCUUGGCAGAAAUCUCCAUUGUCCAGUUGUAUUUAAUUAAACUGAGUGAUUUCUAAAAAUAGAAACAGUCCCUUAAUGAGUUUGAUUUGAGUUUGGUUGAUGUGGAAUAAAAGAUCUUAUCAGUUCAAGUCGUGACACCUGGACAGAGAUAAACUGUUCAUGUAUGCAUUUAGAAUACAACUCGUGACCGCAGUGAUGUCACCACCUGUACUAGAUUCAUGUAGCGUAAAUAUAUGAAUGACUUGUACAUUUUUACAAUCUUCUAUUGCCAGGAAUUAAAAAAAAAAACUUUGAAAGCAUCAAAAAAAAUCUGAUUCUGUCUACCUUAAAAAUAA